Molecule: messenger RNA, 508 nt
Organism: Coregonus sp. 'balchen'
Lineage: Eukaryota; Metazoa; Chordata; Actinopteri; Salmoniformes; Salmonidae
Source: the annotation of a GenBank genome assembly
GAAUGGGCCAAUCGCUGGGUGUCCUUAGAUGUAACACAGACUCUGAGGGAGUGGCUGCAUGAGGCUGGUAAGUUACAAUUUCCUUUAGGGUUGUAGAUAUAAUUACAUAACACAAACAGUAUGUUGCAACACAGACAAUCAUAUCCUGUUACACAUCUGUGUCUGAUUGAAGUGCCACUACAAAGAAGGCCCAUGACAAAGCAUGUGAAAGAACUGUCUAACAGACUUUUACACCUAAAACAGUAUACCUAUUCCUUCAGGUUUAAAAAAACAGUUUCAUACACCAUUAUAUUAGCAUUUUUGCAACACUUUACAGGAGAGGAGCAAGGAUUCCAAUUGAAGUUGCCUUGUGAUUGUGGGAAACCAAUGGAGGAAUUCCUCUUCGGAAUAGCAGGUAUUUGCAGUUUACUCUAUUCACUAUAUUGAAAUCAACUCAAGCCAUAAGUUUUCUGCCAAAACCUCCACUGUGAAUCUCUUGACUGACAGGUGGCAAUGUUUUAUAAGAUAG